AUGCCAAAAGCCCCGGCUUUGCUCCAUCUGAACUUGGCUCCUGACAACAAUGAGGAUCUUAAUGGUCUGACCCCCGCGACGCUGAGCCCUCGCUCGACGGGCUCUCCUCACACUCCACGAUCAGCGCCGACCUCCCCAUAUCUGCAAGCCGGCCCUCCACCCUCUUUCAUGUCGCAUCAGGUGUCUGUAUCUCAAGACAGUCGAAACGAUGGCUCCCGCACGGGACCCAGCUCUCCCCGGAUAACAGCAAUGCCCGAAUUUCCUCCUUCACCUGUUCCUCAAUCACCAAAGCAUGCCCGAGAUCCGUCCAAGGGCUUCUUCUCCAACCUGAUGGCUUCGAAAUCAUCCCACAAACUGCAUGCUUCGGAAACUAGCAUUGCAGAGAACGGAGAAAAGCCGAACGCAAGGAGUCGGGCUAGUUCAAAAGAGAGGUCUCUCCACUCGGUGAAGAAGCAAGGGUCAACUCCAGAAUUGCCGAAGGCUGUAUCAAGCAAUGGCCCAAGCAAUGGCUCCAGCAAUGAGAACGAGCUUCCAGUCUCGUCGGAGCCGAUCCCUUCUCAGCCCGCUCUGGAGCCUGUACCAGCGGCCAAAAAGACAAAGUCGAAGUUUGGUGGCAUUCUCACAAGGACCAAGACCGUGAAAAUGGAGGAAACAACACCCAAGCAGAAGCAUCCGCCGCCAAGUCAUCUGCAACUGGACACCUCUAAUGCCGGCAAUGACCACGCCGACACAUCUCCAAGGACUGCACCCAUCAAAUUCGACCACCGAGAUAGGGCAUUUGGCCUGGAGAGCGGUGCAACCGUCCGAAACCGCUCAGUAGAUCGACAAACCCGUGACGACUCGCAAUCAGUGAAGAGAGAUCGGCAGGCUGGAAACAUACCCGCGUCCCAUUCCUUCCGAGAGGGCUCAACCCUUCAAAUUUUAUCGAACCUUGGGCAGACUGGCAAAGGUGUGGGAGACCGCAUUGGCAAGGCCGGCAAGGGCUUUUUUGGCAAGAUUACCAGGAGUGGGAGCAGUAACGAGCGCGAACCUUUGACGGUCACGGAUGACAAUUACGUAUGCACGACAAUCAACCUUCCACUUGUUAAGCAAACCCGGAAGACCAGGAUAGCACGACGUCUGGAGUCAUCCAAGGAUAAGACCGAAUUCUGGAUGCCGGCCUUGCCAUGGCGUUGUAUUGACUACCUCAAUAUGAAUGGUGCUGAAGAAGAAGGCCUGUAUCGGAUACCUGGCAGUAACAGAGAUGUGAAACACUGGCAGCGGCGCUUCGACACCGAAUACGAUAUUAACCUCUUUGACGAACCCGAACUGUAUGAUAUAAACACCAUCGGGUCAAUGUUCAAAUCUUGGUUGCGAGAAUUGCCUGACGAGAUCCUUCCCAAAGCCGUCCAAAACAAAAUUGCUACCCAGUGCGCUGGGGCUACUUCGGCGCCUCAGUUACUGAAAGACGAACUGUCGCGUUUGCCGCCUUUCAACUACUACCUGUUAUUCGCCAUCACGUGCCACCUCAGUCUACUCAACAGCUAUGCAGAGAGGAACAAAAUGGACUAUCGAAACCUGUGCAUUUGCUUUCAGCCUUGCCUGAAGAUCGAUGCCUUUUGUUUUCAAUUUCUAGUCAUGGACUGGAAGAAUUGCUGGCAGGGCUGCUGGACUGAAAAGGAGUACCUGGAAGAAGAAUAUCGGUACGAGCGGGAAGGUUCGAUCAAUGAAAGUGAGGACCUGGCCAUCGAUGAGAGGGCCAUCUCUUCCAGUGGCAGCAGUCAACAACAGCAACAACCGCCACCACCGCCGCAACAACCAUCAAAUGCUCCACAGGCUUCUACACAGCAGCCCGUCCCUCCUCGAACGGCAGACGCAGCGGCACAGCGCAAGUCAAUGGCGCCCAGGACACAACAGAGAAGCCUGUCUCAAGGUGGAAGUGCUCGAGACAGAUCUAACAGUGCGCAUGCGCCUAGCCAGUCGGCACCCGCUGUACCACGGAUGGUGACGCCGGAGCCUCCAAAACUGUCGCUUGACCAAAAAUUACCCGAGCUGACAGGGCUCUCUCCCAUCAGAAUGUGA
This is a messenger RNA of Fonsecaea multimorphosa CBS 102226, 2061 nucleotides long. RefSeq lists its product as uncharacterized. Bases 1 to 2061 code for a protein of 686 amino acids. The transcript is spliced from 2 exons. NCBI's taxonomy places the organism in Eukaryota, Fungi, Ascomycota, Eurotiomycetes, Chaetothyriales, Herpotrichiellaceae. The record is from RefSeq and is a predicted model, not a curated record. Gene Ontology annotation, cellular component: cytoplasm. Gene Ontology annotation, biological process: regulation of GTPase activity; signal transduction.